Molecule: messenger RNA, 688 nt
Organism: Neopsephotus bourkii (Bourke's parrot)
Lineage: Eukaryota; Metazoa; Chordata; Aves; Psittaciformes; Psittacidae
Product: vacuolar protein sorting-associated protein 51 homolog
Exons: 3
Biological process (GO): Golgi organization; Golgi vesicle transport; retrograde transport, endosome to Golgi
Cellular component (GO): membrane; EARP complex; GARP complex
Source: RefSeq, a predicted model, not a curated record
AUGACGGGCACGGCGCCCGGUUGCCACGGCGACAGCGACGUCGCGCCGGAAGUGACGCUCAGGGGACGGGCCGGAAGUGCCGGAGGCGGUGGCGCGAUGGCGGAGCCGGAGCCGGAGGCGGCGGGGAGCGGCGGUGGGGACAGUCCCGAGGCCGGCAGCGGUUCCGGUACCGGUACCGGUACCGGCGGCAGUACCGGCGGGUGGCGGCGGCCCCAUGGGCCCCUCCAGCGGUACUAUGGCCCCUCCGCGGCAGAGGCGGCCGAGGCGGACCCGGAGCCGGACCCCACCGACAUCAACGGGCCCCACUUCGACCCCGAGGCUUUCCUCACUAAGAUCCGCAGCGAGUGUCCCCUGGCGCAGCUGCUGGCGCGCGAGGCCGAGCUGGGCCGGGAGAUCCGCGCCCUGGACAGCGACAUGCAGACCCUGCUCUAUGAGAACUACAACAAGUUCAUCUCUGCCACCGACACCAUCCGCAAGAUGAAGGUGGAUUUCCGGCACAUGGAGGCCGAGAUGGACGACCUGGCCGCCAACAUGGCCGCCAUCAGCACCUCCAGCGCCCGCGUCAGCGCCGCGCUGCAGGACCGGCACCGCCGCGGCGCUCAGCUGGCCGGUACGGGGGGGGGGGGGGGGCAGGACUGGGCUUGUGGGGGCAGAUCUUGGAGGGGACCCAGGGGGGCAAAUCUUACAG